AUUCCUCACUGCUUGAGCUUUAAAAAUAUGCUGGAGUGAUUAUGCCUCACUCCUGUUUCAGUAUAACCAGUAUCAAACUCAGAUGGGCUUAAAAGUAGGUUCAGGAACUCUUUUCUUCCAGAACUCUUAGUUGGUGUGCUUGGGAGGCCUGGCCUUGCCCUGGCAGAACUCCUGCUAAGGCCAAAGAACAGUGAGCUGCCACUAUCACCUGCAGCUGUUUGUGAAGCAGCCUGGCCCACUGACAGGUGCCUGAAGGCAGGCAGAGGGAUGUAGCAGCAAUCUGAGCUGGUACUACAAUAGGCAGUGAAGAAGAGCAUGAGGAAAUGCGGGGUGUGUGGAUUCAAAUACAGCUGUGGUAUGGCAGCACGUAUAGGAAUAGGUUUGGCUCAGAGGAGGAAAACAGCAAUCGGUGAAAGAGGAGAGGGAACAGUUCUCAGUCUCAGCCCUUUGGAGCCCCUCGGACCCAAGUUGUGGCUUUCGGCCUCGGUCAUCGCUGCGCCCGCGGGGCCGACUGGCAGCACGCCGGGCGAGGCGGGCUGGUUGCUGGGCAGCUUCUGCUCGCCUCCACCGCGUCCCCACUCGCCCGAUCGUCUUCUCCGCUUCUCUUCCCCAGCCGGCAGCGCCAAAGACGACUAGAAGGAUGGCCACCUUCCGCCGAUAGCCGUCGCCAUGAGCCAACCGCCCGCAGGGGGCGCCGCCGCCGAGCCUCGCCUCCAUCCCGAGGGCAGCAGCGGCAGGAAGCAGCAGCGAGCCUCCUCCCCGGCCAGAGCCCGCGACGCCGCCGCGCGGCCGCCGCCCGCCGCGGCCGCCGCCGCCGCCGCCUCCCGCGCCCCGCCCGCCGCCGCCUCCGCCCUGAAGACCGGGACCGCGCGGCCGCCGCCGGGCCAGUCCACCAGGGCCGCGCGCGGUCGCGCCGCCGAGAAACAGCCGCGGAGUGCGGCCUCGCCGGGAGCUGUCCAUCCCGGCGCCGGUGCUGAAGCGCCGCUCGCUGCCGGCGGGAGGGCCGCGGCCGAAGAGCCCGCCGAGGAGGCGCCCCCUGCGGGAAGCGGCGGGGGGGAGCGCGAGGGGGCGGUGGCGCCGCCGCCCAGGCAGUGGCGGGGGAAAGCGGGGCGGGCUCCGCCGAAGGGCGCGGGGGAGGCGGCCCCCGCGCCUCCAUCUUCCGCGGUCGCGGGGAAGGGCCGCGGGGCGGCGGGCGGCGGCGGGUACUGGAAGGAGGGAUGCCUGCAGAGUGAGCUCAUCCAGUUCCACCUCAGGAAGGGGCUGGCGGCGGCCGCUCAGAUGCAAACCAAGGGCAACAACCACAGCGCCGGUGCUGCCGCCGCCGCCGCCGCCUCCGCGGCCGCCGCCUCGGCCGAGCCUCCCUCGGCAGCCCCCGCCUCCUCGCCCUCUGCCAUGGCGGCGGCCGGGGCCGAGGGGCUGCGGCAGGGCGAGGCGGGCUGCAGAAACGGCACACCCGAGGGUUCACUGAGCCCGCAGCCGCAGGACGAGAUGCAAGAGGAAAUGGAGAAGCUGCGGGAGGAGAACGAGAGCCUCAAGAACGAGAUAGAUGAGCUGAGGACUGAGAUGGAUGAGAUGAGGGACAGCUUCUUCGAGGAGGAUGCUUGUCAGCUUCAAGAAAUGCGCCACGAGCUGGAGAGAGCCAACAAGAACUGCCGGAUCCUCCAGUACCGGCUGCGCAAGGCCGAGCGCAAGAGGCUCCGCUACGCACAGACUGGUGAGAUCGACGGUGAGCUGCUGCGCAGCAUGGAGCAGGACCUCAAGGUUGCAAAAGAUGUAUCAGUGAGACUUCAUCAUGAGUUAGAGAAUGUAGAAGAAAAGCGUACUGUAACAGAAGAUGAAAAUGAAAAAUUAAGACAGCAGCUUAUAGAAGUUGAAACUGCAAAACAGGCACUGCAGAAUGAACUGGAAAAAAUGAAAGAGCAGUCAUUGAAAAGAAGAGGGAGCAAAGACCUACAAAAAUCAGAGAAAAAGUCACAGCAAACACCAACAGAGGAGGACAACGAAGACUUGAAAUGCCAGCUGCAGUUUGUCAAAGAAGAAGCAGCUUUGAUGAGGAAGAAAAUGGCUAAGAUUGAUAAGGAGAAGGACAGAUUUGAACACGAGCUGCAAAAAUAUAGAUCAUUUUAUGGUGAUUUAGACAGCCCUUUGCCAAAAGGUGAAGCAGGCGGUCCACCUACCACAAGGGAAGCUGAACUCAAGCUUCGGUUGAGACUUGUGGAAGAGGAAGCUAACAUUCUUGGGAGAAAAAUAGUGGAGCUAGAAGUAGAAAAUAGAGGAUUAAAAGCAGAGCUAGAUGACUUAAGAGGAGAUGAUUUCUCAGGGGCCACCAAUCCACUCCUGGGAGAACAGAGUGAAUCCUUGUCAGAAUUAAGACAGCAUUUGCAGCUAGUAGAAGAUGAGACAGAAUUGCUGAGGAGAAAUGUAGCUGACUUGGAAGAACAAAACAAACGCAUAACGGCUGAGCUGAACAAAUACAAAUACAAGUCCGGAGCCCACGAGAGCUCUAGGCACCACGAUAAUGCCAAGACUGAAGCACUGCAGGAGGAGCUAAAAGCUGCACGAAUGCAGAUCAAUGAGCUGAGUGGCAAAGUCAUGCAACUCCAGUAUGAGAAUAGAGUGCUUAUGUCCAACAUGCAACGCUAUGAUUUAGCCUCUCAUCUUGGGAUCCGUGGCAGCCCCAGAGACAGUGAUGCAGAAAGUGAUGCAGGAAAAAAGGAGAGCGAUGAUGAUUCCCGUCCCCCUCACCGCAAAAGGGAAGGGCCCAUCGGUGGGGAAAGUGACUCAGAAGAGGUGAGAAAUAUUCGGUGCCUGACACCCACGAGAUCUUUUUAUCCAACACCAUCUGGGUGGCAGAAAAGCUUCACUGACAGGCAGCAGAUGAAGGACAUUCGCUGUGAAGCUGAGCGACUGGGCAAGACAAUAGAUCGCUUGAUUUCCGACACAAGCACCAUCAUAACAGAGGCAAGAAUUUAUGUAGCUAAUGGGGACCUGUUUGGACUGAUGGAUGAGGAAGAUGAUGGCAGCAGGAUACGCGAGCAUGAGCUCCUUUACAGGAUCAAUGCGCAGAUGAAGGCGUUCAGGAAAGAACUCCAGACUUUCAUCGACAGACUCGAAGUUCCGAAGUCUUCGGAUGAUCGGAGUGCGGACGAACCUUUGUCAGUGAGUCAGGUAGACUUUUACUUAUUAUGGCCUACAGGUAAAAAACCUUGGCCAAAAGAAUUAAGACUAAAAUUUGAUGUAUGGCACCUUAAAAUUCUUAAACUAGAAUUUGGACAAAAAUUUCUGUUAAAUUAUUUUAAAUCCUUAUUUGGCUAUAUGCAAAUUUGUUCUACCAUGGGACCUAUUUGUAAAUGGUGAACAAAUGAUCUCUAUGAAAAUGAAAGAAUUAUAGUAUAGAUACAAUUCUUGUAGGAGCUGGAAGACUUUCCUCCUUCUGGCUUUGCAACUGUAGUCGCCAGAGUUAAUGGCAAUCAAGCUGCAGUGAUUACCAGUAAAGACAAUGCAGAUAGCAUUUUUAGCACAUUAAUGAACGUGUUUUUUUUCAUAGUCGUUGGGUUCUUGUUAAAUGAAUAAAAAAAAAUCUUAUUAAUUUUAAACUUAGAAAAUAUUCAAUUUCUAAAAUUACAAAGAAUAUAGUGAACCACAGAAAAAAAAAAAAAACCAUGAAAAAUCUACAUGGACUGCGUGGUGAUGAAUACUGGUACUAUUGGAAUUGCUGUAACUGGUUGUAUCUUUCACUGAAAGGUUAUGGGUCACUGCUUACACGCAACGGUGACUAGCAUCUUUUCUGCAGUUCUUUUUUAUUCUUCUCUUAUCC
Messenger RNA from Tympanuchus pallidicinctus (lesser prairie-chicken), 3817 nucleotides. RefSeq names its product SOGA family member 3 (gene MTCL3). Gene Ontology annotation, biological process: regulation of autophagy. Lineage: Eukaryota; Metazoa; Chordata; Aves; Galliformes; Phasianidae. The record is from RefSeq and is a predicted model, not a curated record.